Molecule: messenger RNA, 1383 nt
Organism: Paramecium sonneborni
Lineage: Eukaryota; Ciliophora; Oligohymenophorea; Peniculida; Parameciidae
Source: the annotation of a GenBank genome assembly
AUGAAUAAAUUAAUAUUGGAUGCCAAUGCAUUUAUUAAAGAAAUCAAUUUUCAACAUCUUUCAGAACAUUAUACAUUCAUAACACAUGAAGCUAUACUUACAGAAGUAAGAGAUGAAAGAGCUAGAUAAAAAUUAUAAAAUUUUACCUACCCACUUACUUUCUUAACACCAUCAGAAAAAAUGAUUAAAAUUGUUAAACAAUUUGCUACUUAAACAUCAGAUGUAGCAUCAUUAUCACCUAUUGAUAUUGAAUUAAUUGCUUUAGCUUGUACUUUAAUUGAAGAGAAUGGUUAAAAAGAUAAAUUGAAGUUAGAACCACUCAAACCAUUAGAGUUUAAUAAAAUUAAAAAUGUAUAUGGUUCUAAACAUCUAUAAUAAUAAGAAGAAGAAGAAAUAGAAGAAGAAGAAGAAGUUUAAAAUGAAAAUAAUUAAUAAAUUGAAAAUAAAUAAGAAGAAGAAUAGACUCAAAAAAAUACAGAAGAACUAGAAAAAUAAGAGAAUUCUUAAAAAAAUUAAGAUGAUGAUGAUUCUGAUGGUUGGGAAGAAGUUGUACCAAAAAGAAAACAUUACAAUAAUUAUUCAAAAUCUAAUUCAUCAUAAUAAACUAAACUAGUAGAAAAAUAAAUUGAUAAUGAAAAUGAUUAAGAUUCAUCUGAAGAUGAAAAUGAAGAAGAAUGGAUUAAUAAUGCAAAUAUUCAUGAAAAAUUAAAUGAAAUUUAAAUCAAUCCAUAGGAAAAUUAAAUCAAUAAUUUUGGAAUUGCUCUUUUAACUACUGAUUUUGCUAUGCAAGUAAAUUUAAUAUUAUAUUAUAGAAUGUUCUAUUAUAAAUGGGUAUACCUGUUUUAUCUACUGAAGGAUAUAUGAUUAAAAGUGCUCGAAGAUUUAUUUUAGAAUGUCAUAUCUGUAAAACCUUAGUCAGAGAUUCUACAAGACUGUUUUGUACUAAUUGUGGAAAUAAUUCUUUACUUAAAGUUUCAUGUUCUUUAGAAUCAGAUGGAACCAUUAUUUUAUAUAGAAAAAAGAAUUUUAAAGUUAAUCUUAGAGGAACCUAAGUAAUUUUAUUUUAUAUAUUUUUAGUAUUCAAUCCCUUAAAAUCUAACAAAAAAAGAUGCUCCAUUUAUCUUUUGUCAAGAUCAAUUAAUGAAAAGUGGAAUUCAAUAAUAAUUAGCUAGAUAAGUAAAUUUUUAAUUUAUUCCAUUUAGAGAAAACAAGAGGAAAUCAGAUAUAAAAAAGUUAUGAAAACUUAUGAAAAUGGAAUUGGUUUUGAAGAUAUUGAUUAUAAACAUCCGUAAUAAAAAAUCACAGUUGGUUAUGGAAAAUUAAAUCCAAAUGAUGUAAAUGAUAUGAGAAAAAUAAAAAGAAAUAAAAAACGUUGAAUCAUGU